AUGCUGAUGGGUAGCGGUCAGUAUCACAUCACUCCCGAGCUACGGGAGCAAGCUGAGAGGCUCGGCGGUACUGUGUUAGACUUUGACGGGGCUGCAGAGUUUUGGGUUGAGACGCUGGAGGAUUGGGAAAGCAUCGCGCGGGAUCCCGAGUUUUUGCGGGUGGUUUCGGGUGACAUGCUCAACUUUGUGCGUGAGCCGCUCCAUGUCACUCUGGGAUACGACUACUUGGUCGUGGGGAACGAUUGGGACGCAGCACCAGCGGCGUGA
Messenger RNA from Colletotrichum spaethianum, 267 nucleotides. RefSeq lists its product as uncharacterized. The transcript is spliced from 2 exons. The coding region runs from base 1 to 267 and encodes 88 amino acids. Gene Ontology annotation, molecular function: oxidoreductase activity. NCBI's taxonomy places the organism in Eukaryota, Fungi, Ascomycota, Sordariomycetes, Glomerellales, Glomerellaceae. The record is from RefSeq and is a predicted model, not a curated record.